Molecule: messenger RNA, 4617 nt
Organism: Myxocyprinus asiaticus (Chinese sucker)
Lineage: Eukaryota; Metazoa; Chordata; Actinopteri; Cypriniformes; Catostomidae
Gene: c1galt1la
Product: core 1 synthase, glycoprotein-N-acetylgalactosamine 3-beta-galactosyltransferase 1, like a
Exons: 5
Coding region: 417-1640 (407 amino acids)
Cellular component (GO): membrane
Molecular function (GO): N-acetylgalactosaminide beta-1,3-galactosyltransferase activity
Source: RefSeq, a predicted model, not a curated record
ACGACACGGCAACCGCCGUGCGUUAUGCUGAUAGCAGUUUUCGCUCGUGAUGACUGAGGAUAUGUUGUCCGGUAGAGGCCCGUUAACGCCAGAUAUAGGCGAAACUACUGUUUAACGAUGCAAAAUAAUUCAGGUGACUGGUACACAAUUUUCGGUCUGAAAUCGUCUAGCUAAAGAACAAAAUCCGCAACGCAUGUUUAUGUGUCGACGUCAUAUCACGCAUUCAAACGCAACCCCACCCGCGCCUCUCAGGUAAGCUUGCGGAUAUCGGGAGGUAUAAAGAUGAAACUGACCGGAGGCACGUGUCACAGCAUUCUUUGGGAGACUUCAGACGGUCGGUGAGAGGCAUGCAGAGUGGAGACAAACAUUGCGAGACUUGCAGUUACUGAUGUGUGCGGGCUUCCUGAAGGUUAACCAUGAAAGGGGGAAAUUCAAGGUGUGCUUUCUCCCUGGGCUUUGUGGUGGGCAGCUGUACCUUGUAUGUCUUCUUGAGACAGGUGUGGUUUGAGGAGAGCUUCACCUGGCAGCAUGAUGGCAAGAGCAACCUUACUCCACUGGGGCCAGAGCAAAACACCCACAAUCUAACCUGGAGAGUGGAAGGAUCUGCCCUGAUCAACCUCAGGCAGCCUCACCAGUCAGAAGAGAAGAGCCACAUUGCAGAUGAGCUAUUUAAGAAGGUGCGUAUCCUGUGCUGGGUGAUGACAGGGCCCAGUAAUCUACAGUCAAAGGCUCGGCAUGUGAAAGCCACAUGGAGCCGUCACUGUAAUGUAGUGCUAUUCAUGAGCUCUGAAGAAGAUCGCAGCUUCCCCACAGUGGGUCUUGGCACAGGAGAAGGCCGUGAUCAGCUCUACUGGAAAACUAUUCGUGCCUUCCACUAUGCUCUGAAGAACCACGGCAAUGAGGCGGACUGGUUCCUCAAAGCUGACGAUGACACGUUUGUUGUUGUGGACAAUUUGCGCUGGAUCUUGUCAAACUACACGGCAGAGCAGCCCAUAUACUUUGGCAAGAGGUUCAAGCCGUACACCAAGCAGGGCUACAUGAGUGGCGGUGCAGGUUACGUGCUCAGUAAAGAGGCUCUUAGAAGGUUUGUGGAGGGUUUUAGCACUAAAGUGUGCACUCAUACCACCUCAGUAGAGGAUCUUGCUAUGGGUCAGUGUUUGGAGAAAAUGGGGGUGUUAGCAGGGGACUCGAGGGACACAUUGCACAGAGAAACCUUCCAUCCUUUCAUUCCUGAGCACCAUCUUACAGGCAAGUUCUCCAAGACCUUCUGGUACUGGAACUACUGCUUCUACCCUAUUGUAGAGGGCCCACAAUGCUGCUCUGACCUAGCAGUGUCUUUCCACUACAUAGACCCUGUGCUAAUGUAUACUCUUGAGUACUACACUUACCGUCUGAGGCCCUAUGGCUACCAACACCGCUACCAGCCUUCAGUGCCUGCUAUACUGUCUCAGACUGUGAAGCCCACCAAAGAAGUUCAGAGAUUAGAGGAGCAUGUCAAUGAAAAGUCAAUUUCAGGAAACACCAUGAAGCCCAGAGCUGAUGCAGAGAAGACUAGUGAAACAGACAAAGUCUCAAAUGCUACCCUGGAGAGAAAAGCAACUGACAACAAUACAGCAUCAACACUACAAAGCCAACAAUAGCCUCAAGGUGUGGGAGCACAUCUUAUAGAUGGCCCGAGGACAUAAAAGGCUGGAAUAGGAGAGCAUUACAACAAGGACACACUGAACAAUCUCGUUUGAAAUCAGAAUGCUGUGUGUGAAAGUGAAAAGCUGAGUUUUAUAUGGUCAUUCUUAUAGGUUCCUUUUUUCCCUUUUCUUUUUGACAGAAGAUCAGCUCAUAUCCUAAUGUGAAUUCUUAAAAUGUUGAAAUGCCUGUUUGAUGUCAGUUUUGUCCUUGGAGUGGGCAGUGAACUAGGCAAACACCUAUUUACUUCGAAAGCCCCCCUGCAUUUUUAUGGAAUCUUCAGAUGGACUUUGAUGUGGUACUGUCUGUGUAGGCUGUUACAUUAAUGAACUGUUACCUUAAGGAAGAACAGUAUGGUUGGGCCAUACCAUGGUUUAGUGAUCUACUGAAAAGUAGUUAUAGACCAUUUUCACGCUAGCGCCAUCUUUGAUUUUUAAUGGGAAUGACAAUGAGGCUGUGAGGGAUAGACUCACAGGCUCUUCAAUGGGCUGUACUGCAGUUUCAAGUGUUUUUGGAUCGUUUCACAGACAAAAAAUGAUAAAAAUAUCCAUCCCAGAACAUUCAGUAUACAAAGAACUCCAGACAACAUGAGUUGUGGAAAGUCAGAUGUGAUCCAAGAUCUUUAUACAGCUUUAUACCGUUCAUGCCAUUGAAGAGACGGUAAGUCUAUCCCUCACAGCCUCGUUGUCAUUUCCAUUAAAAAUCAAAGAUGGUUCUACUGUGAAUAAGGAAUGAGGCAUUAUGGUAAAUUAAAUGCAUAAACUUUAAGUAUUAAGCCUGCCAGAUUUAGAGACAGAUUCAUGGCUCCUUUAUUAUGUUUAUAGUUCCAGUGAGCUUCUUUUUCAGAAAAACAAACUGCUGUUUUAAUCACCUUUGGUGAUUUCUGAAUUUUGCACUUUUUGUUUAAUUGACAGUUCCUAUGAAAAUACCAUCUGUUAUGUAAUAUUGCUAAUGAUGUUAAUGAAACAAGAUAUUAAAUGUUUAUCGGUUCUUGCCACUUUAGUUUUUCUAAGAUAGUUCAACUACAUGUGGUGUGCAAUUGGACAUUGUUGAAUUUUUGGAAUGUUUUUUUUUUUUUUUUUUGAGGGAUACAGGGAAAUUAAGUUGACUCCAGAGGUUGCAUGGUAAGAUUUCACAGUCACUAACUUUUAUUUCAUGACAUAAUUAUGAUAUGAUGAAUAUACUUCUACUCUCUUAUUGUGCUGCUGUUUUGAAUUAUGAAGUAAUAAAGCAUUGUGAGAUUAGAUAUUAUUUUUAUUUACAAAAAUCAUGUUUUAUACAUAAGACAGCAAAAAUUACUUUUAAAUAAAUAUAUUGAAAUGCAGGAAAACUGGAGAUUUUAAAUCUGCUUAUGUACAGUAGUGGCCAAAAAUAUUGGCACCCUUGGUAAAUAUGAGCAAAGAAUGCUGUGAAAAGAAAUCUGCAUUGUUUAUCCUUUUGAUCUUUCACUCAAAAAAUUCACAAAAAUCUAACAAUUGAAAAAGGGAAAAUAUCUCUUUAUUAAAUAAAUAUUUUUCUCCAAAACAUGUUGGCCACAAUUAUUGACACCCCUAGAAAUUCUUAUGAGUAAAAUAUAUCGAAAGUAUAUUUCCAUUCAUGUUUUUAAUUUUUUAGUGCACCUGGGUUACUAGGAACAUGAAAUUUUUCAGCCAUGACUUCCUGUUUCACAGAGGUAUAAAUAUGAGGGAACACACAAGCCAAAUUCCCUUAAUCAUCAGUCACAGUGGGUUAGACUAAAGAAUGUAGUUCUGAUGUGUGGCAAAAGGUUGUUGAGCUUCGCAGAAUGGGAAGUGGCUAUAAGAAAUUAGCCAAACCAUUGAAAAUGCCCAUUUCCACCAUCAGGGCAAUAAUUAAGAAGUUCCAAACAACUGGAGAUGUAAAGAAUCGACCUGGAAGAGGACAGGUCUCCAAGCACAGUGAGGAGGAUGGUUCAAGUGGCCAAAGAAUCUACAAGGAUCACAGCUGGAGAACUGCAGAAAUUAGUUGGGUCUUGGGGUCAGAAAGUCUUAAAAAAAUAUCAGACAUCACCUACAUCACCACAAGUUGUUUGGAAGGGUUUCAAGAAAAAAGCCUCCGCUCUCAUCCAACAACAAACUCAAGCGUCUUCAGUUUGCCAGACACUACUGGAACUUCAAAUGGGACCGGAUUCUAUGCUCAGAUGAAACAAAAAAAGCUUUUUGGCAUCAAACACCAGAGAUAGGUUUGGCACACACAGAUGAAGUACCCAAUGCCCAUGGUUAAACGGAGUGGUGGUGGUGUAGUGGACUAAAGCACUGAACUGGCAAGCGGAAGGUUGUUGGUUCAGUCCCCACAGCCACCACCAUUGUGUCCUUGAGCAAGACACUUAACUCCAGGUUGCUCCAGGGGGAUUGUUCCUGUAAUCAUGGCACUGUAAGUUGCUUUGGAUAAAGGCGUCAGCCAGAUGCAUAAAUGUGAAUGUGGUGCUGGACCUUUAAUGUUCCUGGACAUCUUGUUCAGGAUGACUCUAUCUUUGACUCUAUCAAAUACCAACAAAUCAAAACCUGGCUCCCUAUGCCAGAAAGCUUAAAAUGGACCCUGGUUAGAUCUUCCAGCAGGACAAUGAUCCAAAACAAACAUCAAAAUCAACACAAAAAUGGUUCACUGACCACAAAAUCAAGGUUCUGCCAUGGCCAUCCCAGUCCCCUGACCUGAACCCCAUAGAAAAUUUUUGGGGUGAACUGAACACCAACACCAACAUGGAUCUCUGAAUUUGAAGGAUCUGUAGAGAUUCUGUAUGGACGAAUGGUCUCAGAUCCUUUGCCAUGUGUUCUCCAACCUCAUUAGGCAUUAUAAUAGAAGACUCAGAGCUGUUAUCUUGGUAAAGGGAGGUUGCAAAAAGUAUUGAAUAAAAGGGUGCCAAUAAUUAUGGCCAAUGCAUUUUGGAGAAACUUUUAUUUAUUUAAUAUGAGAUAU